GAGGACGCUGGGUAAAACUGCGAACGGAGAAUAGGCAACGAGCGACGGCUUAGGACGGGACUCCGGAAUCUGUCAGGUGAUCAAUGGCUUUCUUUCGUCUUCAUAACCAGCUUGUCCUCCUUUCAUCCGCGCAACCCUCUCUGCCCGCUCGAAUUCCUGUGUCCAAAUAUUCCUUAGCGUCCUCUCGCCCGCCAAGUCUGUCUGUGCAUCGCAAAAUGUCCACAUUCAAGCAGGAACCUCACAAAUUACUACUCAUCCCGGGUCCUAUAGAAGUGACCGAUGAGGUUCUCUACGCGAAUGCAUACCCACCAGUUGCACACACUUCAGCGGACUUUAUUCCGAUCUUCGGAGACAGCAUAAGGUUGACGAGGGAACUGCUAUAUAGUUCUGAUGCACAGAUAUUCUUGAUUGCGGGGUCAGGGACGUUGGGUUGGGAUCAGGUAUCCUCCAACCUUAUAGAGCCUGGCGAAGAAGUCCUUGUACUCAAUAGCGGGUAUUUUGGUGAUAGCUUUAGUGACUGCCUUAAGACAUAUGGCGCAAAAGUAGACGAGAUCCGUGCAGAUUUUGGGGCAGCGGUUUCCAAGUCUGACCUUGAAAAGGCCUUGCUGGCAAAGAAAUACAAGGCCGUUGCCUUUACGCAUGUAGACACAUCAACAGGCGUGCUUUCCGAUGCAAAAAUGGUCGGCGAGACAGUGAAGGCCAUUUCGCCAGAUUCAUUGGUCAUCCUUGAUGGUGUCUGCUCUGUCGCUAGUGAAGAGAUUCGCAUGGACGACUGGAGCAUUGAUGCGGUCAUCAGCGCAAGUCAGAAAGGUCUCGGCGCGCCUCCUGGUCUCAGUAUCGUUGCUGUCAGUCAAGCAGCGCUGAAGGUCUCAGCAACUCGGAAGACUCCAGUCACUUCGUAUUACGCAAGCUGGAAACGAUGGCUACCCAUCAUGAAUGCGUAUGAGAGCGGUAAACCCAUGUACUUUGCAACGCCUCCAGUCAACCUCAUCCGCGCAUACCACACCUCCCUCAAGCAAAUUACACGAGCUGCGCCGUCCCUCGCGGAUCGUUUCAAACUACAUAAGGAAGCGAGCCAACGGGUCAAGGAUGCUGUUGCUGAGCUUGGUCUCAAGCAGGUGCCUACAGAUCCAUAUUACGCCGCUAAUGGCAUGUCUGCCGUAUACCUUCCUGAUGGUCUCGGCGUUGCCGAUUUGGUUCCUCGACUGGCGCAGCGAGACGUUGUGAUCACUGGUGGUCUUCAUAAGGACUACAAAGACAAAUAUUUCCGUAUCGGACACAUGGGUGUGACCGCAGUGAACCCCGAACGCGGAGAUCUGGACAAACUCAUCGCUGCACUGAAGGACUCAGUUCGGGAAGCCAUUGCGAGUAAGAAAAUGAUGCCAAUUCAAAGUUGAGAAGCUCAUAAAACAUUCCUUGCAUUUUCGUUGUUGUAACACCACCAUUCAUUCAUGAUUCAUGUUAUCCAAUUGCAUUGUCUGCAAAUGCCAUUCGCAUACAUGAAUUGAUCAAAACCUGAAUGAAAUGGUGACCAAUGAAAUAUUGUAGAUUGCAAUCGCGAACGGAAAACAAAAGGACUACGCAGGUCCGUCCGCGGCCUUAUCUCCGCACAACUUCCGCAAGGCUUUGAACCAAACCAGGACGUCGACGUCCCAAAGACGGAAGACCUUGGCGGGGGUCCGCCUCACCUUCGGGGUUCCGAUGGAGUUCGCUGGGUUGGUGGGCAGCGGGGUUAGAGUGGAGGCAUUCUCCUUGAGGACUGAUAGACUAGGGGCUGGUUGAGGUACGCUAGAUGUGCUCAGGGGGCCUGGGAUGCAUAUCACUCACGUAUGGGACAUUUGCAUGCUUGAAUACUACACCCAUUGAGUCGUUUGUAAUUAU
This is a messenger RNA of Somion occarium, 1881 nucleotides long. NCBI's taxonomy places the organism in Eukaryota, Fungi, Basidiomycota, Agaricomycetes, Polyporales, Cerrenaceae. The record is from the annotation of a GenBank genome assembly.